AUGCGACUUUCUGAUGAUGUUAUGCCCGAUACUUAUCGGAAGAGGCGAAAAUCUAAUGACUCGUUCGAAAGGGUCAAGGAUGUGACGGAAAGGACCAAACCGAAGAAAAAGAGGAAGAAGCACGGAUACUUCGACCGAGACGAUCCAGCAAACGCCAGGGAACGAUCGGAAUUCUCGGACGACGAUGAAAUUGAGAUCAUUUCGGCUUUUCGGGCUCGAUUCAGCAAGAAAAGCGAUUCUGAUGGAGGCGUUAAAGGCGAGAGUACGAAUGCGAAUGGAUCGGAAGAGGCCGGACCGAGUUCGAAGAACGAGAGGCCAAUUAUCAUUGAUGAUCGCCGAAGAAAUGGUUCACGACAUCAGGAACGCAAAGGAACGAAUGAGCGAAGCAUCAUCCGAAUCGACCACCGAUUCAGGGGAGGAUACGAUAGAAACGACCGAAGAGGCAGACAAAGAUCUCCCAAGCGCUCGAAGAAUGACUCUACUAGACGCGAACGACAUGAAAGAAAGGCCGACCAGAAUGAUGAUAACUGGCGAAAGUAUGAGCUGUGCAAAUAUUACUUAGCUGGUACUUGCCGAAAGGGAGAGCGAUGCCAUUACAUGCAUAAGAAUUAUCCAUGCAAAUAUUACCAUAUUUCGAAAAAUUGCGAAAAUGAUAACUGCAUUUUCUCGCAUGCGAAAUUAGAUGCCGUAACUGCCAAAAUCAUCGAGAAACACAAGUCAGACUUCUUCGUGGCCGAUGACUCCGUCGAGCUUGAAUUUAUCAAGAACCAAGGAUUCGAUCCUCUGCCAAGGCCUCCAGUGGGCGUUCCUCUCCUUCCCCCACCUUCUGAAAACGCCACCACCAAUCUCUUUGAUCUUGAUGACAUCUUUGGAGUUUCCGUCGAGGAAGAGUUGAUGGAAACUAGCUCUGAGAUGUCAAAUAAACCCGGAAGCUCCAAGCCAACUGAGGGCAGUGCCGCGUCCGUUGGCUGGAUCAAGUUUGCCUGGCAUGACAAAACGGAGCCAGUCCCCAUGACUGGAGACGGCGGCUUUGCAGAAAGGUUCUCUCCUUCUCCUCCACCUCCAAUCAAACCAUUGGGCUUCCAAAAAGGUUACGAUGAUCGAUUUUCGUCAAUUGACAAUCCUUACGAUAUGCCUCCAAUUCGGAGAUGUCUACAGCCAUCCCCUCCUCGAACUCAAUCCCCGGUUCAAAAAGAUCACGAUGUUCUCGAAACAUUCAACGGCCAAUACAAUGAGCCCAAGAGAUUGACUCUUGAUUUCAGCCAAUAUUUUCGAGACCCUUCGGAGAAAACUCCAGUCCGUCGAUAUCGGCGGCCAUCUAAGCCUUGCGAUCCCCGACUAGAGACCGCCCAUAUUCCAAUGACAGUUUCUGGCGAGGUUCAGGAUCCGCGCUUGUUCUUGCCCCGACCAGCGACUCCACCUACUGACUUGCCUGUUCCUGAGCUGAUCGACCUCGUCGAUUUUCGACCCAAGUUUACUCUCAAUGGCAAGCUCUACAAGCAGCAAGAUAAUUGUUAA
Messenger RNA from Oikopleura dioica, 1518 nucleotides. The record is from the annotation of a GenBank genome assembly. NCBI's taxonomy places the organism in Eukaryota, Metazoa, Chordata, Appendicularia, Copelata, Oikopleuridae.